AUGGUCCGACUUUCUCUCUGCGCCUUUUCUUCUCUGCUUGCCAUUGCAUCAGCAAUCAAAGACUGCAACCCAGAACAAGCAUGUAGCGACCUGAAAUCGUCUCAUCCGUCCAUAACCUUUCUCCCCGGCGAUGAGAAAUACACCAAUGAGACUGAAGUUUCGUGGACUGCGUCCGCGUGGCUCAAACCAGCCUGCGUCUUCGCCCCUCGAAAUGCCAAAGACCUUUCGUUCGCCGUCAAGACGUUCACCAGAACAUCGACCCCAUUUGCAAUGAGAGGUGGGGGUCACAUGCCCAUUCCGGAUGCAGCAAACAUCAAUUCUACCGGUGUUCUCGUCUCUAGUUCGAAUCUGAAGACUUUGCAGCUUAGCUCAGACCAGCAGACGAUGAGCAUUGGUCCUGGUCCUCGCUGGGGCGACGUCUUUCAAUAUCUGGAAGGGACAAAUCGAACCGUCAUUGGAGGCAGACUGGCCCCGGUAGGUGUGCCAGGCCUCUUGCUUGGUGGCGGCAUGUCCUGGUACAGCUACAAGCAUGGACAAGGAUCUGCUGGAGGAAAGAUCAAAGCUUAUGAGGCCGUCUUAGCGGACGGAACUAUAGCGACCGUCACAGCAAAGUCAAAAUACGCAGAUCUCUAUUGGGCUCUUCAAGGUGGUGGAAACUCGUUCGCGCUUAUUACUCGAUUCGACCUCCAGACAUUCUAUGCAGAGACGCCUCUCAUGGCCGACGCCAAUUACGGCUCGUCGAACGCAACGCGCGAUGCGUGGCUCAAGAAUAUCGUGGAUUUCACAAACAGCAUUGAUAAAGAUGGCGACACAGGAGCUGCUGUAAUCCCAGUUGCCCGAUGGGGACCAAAUUUCACAGCACCUCUGUACCAAACUACUCUGUUCUACAAUGGAACUGCGGCUCCCGCCUCCGGUCCAUUUGCCGAAUUCAUCAAUGGCACUACACUCAAGGCGCUGAACGAUACAUCAAACAUGAGGCGAAUUUCUUUAACCCAAUAUGGGGCUGCGCUAGGUCCUGCUUUCAAGCCCGGCGGUCAAUCCCAUGGACUAAACCAGAAAUUUCACGUGGUCAGCACCAAGGCAACGUAUGAGGCGGCCACCAUAGUACAUGACACUUUCUUCUCCUCUCUUCAGGAAGCAGGCUUGGCAAAUCGUCUUCCGGGAUUCUUUGUCGGACUUGCAUUCAACUGUAUCACACAAUCAUGGGCGACUGCUUCAGUGGGCGCACCCCAAAAUAUGCCCCAGAAUCCGCAAUUCUGGAUCGAGCAAUCAUUGACUUGGGAGUCCGAAGCUGAUACCCCAGAGAUAGAAGCGUGGGUACAUGCGGUCAACGCGAAAAUGAAUGAGAAGCUCAUUGCUGCGAAUCAAACGGAGAGGUACACAUACCUGAACGAUGCAGACAAGGGGCAAGAGGUUUUCAGCACCUAUGGGGAGGAGAACCUAAGGAAACUGCAAGACAUCCGAAACAAGUACGAUCCUCAUCGUAUCUUUACCGACUUGUUGCCUGGUGGUUUCAAGGUCGCGCAUGCAUAG
This is a messenger RNA of Aaosphaeria arxii CBS 175.79, 1533 nucleotides long. RefSeq names its product FAD-binding domain-containing protein. Gene Ontology annotation, molecular function: FAD binding. Bases 1 to 1533 code for a protein of 510 amino acids. Lineage: Eukaryota; Fungi; Ascomycota; Dothideomycetes; Pleosporales. The transcript is spliced from 2 exons. The record is from RefSeq and is a predicted model, not a curated record.